CAAAAGAUGGCACAGAAGAUGAUUUUAUUUUCGAUUAUGAUUUUUUAAAUGAUGAAAAUGAUAAUCUAAAUGAUGAAGUGGUAUUUGAAGAUACCAUAUAUGAUGAGUUUGUUGCUGGUUAUGAAAAUACUUGGAAUUAA
Messenger RNA from Funneliformis geosporum, 140 nucleotides. The record is from the annotation of a GenBank genome assembly. Lineage: Eukaryota; Fungi; Glomeromycota; Glomeromycetes; Glomerales; Glomeraceae.